GGGUGCUGGGUGCAUUUGUUUUCCAAGCUUUCAGCUUGAAACUUCCCAUCCCGGUGUGCGGAAGCUACUGUAUGUACUGGUAGCGGUACCGGUACACGUUACAGUAGCCAGUACCGGUACAUGUACAUUUUUUGCGUAGCGUUGCACCGCGAACCCAAGAACGAAUGAUUCAAUCUUCCAAUGCUUCCGCGAAACAACAGGACUAUUGGGGAGCUUCAGCACGCUAUGGGUUUCCAUCGUCGUUCGAAGUGACCACAGCAGCACGGCCAAUGGUGGCUUCAAUGCAAAGGAGAUGCCAAACAACGUUCUAUUGCUUUCCCUGUUGAGGAAGGACAUGACAGAGGCUUCUUGCAAACUGGACCAAGAAACACUGGAUGCAGAGCGAUGGCCCAUGAAGGAACAUGGAAGGAGACGCUUCUUUCGAAUUAUUCGUAUCCUCUAUCUGUCCUACUAUGCAAGCACUGGUUCUCUGGUGCCUUAUCUACCAGUUUACUAUCACUCGCUUGGUCAUGGUGGGCAGGUCAUUGGAGUAUUGAGUUCACUACGGCCAUUUGUGAACCUGUUGGUUGCGCCGUUGUGGGCCAUGUUUGCUGACUGCAGUCAAGACACACUGCGUGUACUUCAAAUCGCUGCCAUGGGAUCGGCUUUGGGCUAUGUUUCGAUAGGGGUGCAAUCUGAUGCGACAUCCUUGAUUCUUGCCGUGAUUGUCACGUCAAUAUUCUAUGCUCCCAUUAAGACCUUGAUGGAUUCCAUGGUGCUAGAAAGGCUGCAAGAUCUCGAAAGGCUGUCUCCUGACGACUCCAAGAACAUCAAAGACGAUGAUAAUAACGAGAGCUUUGGAAAGCUGAGGCUUUGGGGCCCGCUUGGAUUUGGACUUGGAUGCAGCCUCGCCGGAACUGUGGCAACACAUCAGUGUAACAAUACGCAAAUGGAUGUGUCAUGGCUUCCUGAAUGGGCACGUCAAUGGAACAGUCUGUUUUGCGAGAGUCUCGUGGGAUAUAGGAGUCUCUUUGUCAUCUUUGCACUCUUCUCGAUUCCAAUGAUGCUGUCUCUGCUAGCAAUUCCCCCGCGAACGCCUGGACUGGCGAAAACCGGACCAGAGCCCCAGCACAUGAAGCAAAAAGACCUGAACGUAAAGCCUGCUGGUUUCUCGUCCCUACACCGAGGGCUCUGCACUAUUGUAGAGAACCAAGAUACGAGGUUGUUUCUAUUGCUGGUGUUGGCCAUCGGUGUCAACAAUGGGGCCGUCGAGACCUUUUGCUAUGUUCGCAUGAGGGAAGUUGGUGCUACAGGUCAGCAGAUUGGAUUUAGCCGGCUGUUCUCGGCAGUUGCUGGCACACCGAUGUUUUGGUUUUCCAGCAAACUGAAUGGCAUCAUUCAGGGCCGAUCAAGAAGAGUCAGCGCGGAAAUCCUAAUCCUGAUCUUGUGCCUGACGAGCUAUGCCAUACGCUUUCUCCUCUAUGCAUUGAUCCGUAGUCCAACCGAUGCGUUGCCCGCCGAGGCAAUUCGAGGAAUCACCUUUGCAGCAUUUUACAGCACGGCGAGUAUCUAUGCUCAUCGCCAUGCCCCGGAAGGCUUCAAAUCAUCCAUGUUGAUGGUGGUAAACUCGCUGUAUGGCGGUUUGGGUCAAUCUAUUGGGUCCAUGGUAGCAGGAAGAAUUCAGCACCGCAUUGGCACUGUUCGCAUGUUCCUGUCCAUCUUUCAAUGGGACCUGGCGUUGAUUGGGCUUGUCCUUCUCUACGUUACCUUCCUUGCCCAGCCUGCACCAACAAAAGCACUGCUUGCAAUGGACAAAAAGAUACGAUGAACUCCACUGUGCUUGGCUGCUGGGACGGUAUCUUAGUUCUGGUCACAUCUCCACUUCACUACAUUUCAAGAACUAAUGCCACUACGGUAUGUGGAGAACGUAGCUGCUUAACUUGAUAAGUUCCACAGCUGUU
Molecule: messenger RNA, 1940 nt
Organism: Seminavis robusta
Lineage: Eukaryota; Bacillariophyta; Bacillariophyceae; Naviculales; Naviculaceae
Source: the annotation of a GenBank genome assembly